This is a messenger RNA of Entamoeba invadens IP1, 2878 nucleotides long. RefSeq lists its product as hypothetical. Gene Ontology annotation, cellular component: membrane. The record is from RefSeq and is a predicted model, not a curated record. Gene Ontology annotation, biological process: cellular response to mechanical stimulus; regulation of membrane potential; detection of mechanical stimulus. The transcript has a single exon. NCBI's taxonomy places the organism in Eukaryota, Evosea, Mastigamoebida, Endamoebidae. The annotation marks the transcript as partial. Gene Ontology annotation, molecular function: monoatomic cation channel activity; mechanosensitive monoatomic ion channel activity.
CCAAUGAUACAACUCUCAGAAACUGAAGAAUAUAAAAUUGAGAAACCAAACGAACAACAAAGUGAUGAGCUGAAAGUCGAAAAAAUGGAAAAACACGAAAAGAAAGAGGAAACUACUUUUAACACUGAAGAACUAUUAACACAAGAAGAUGUGGCGGUGACAACAGCAGGCGAAAAACAACAAUAUUCGCUCAUUGAUGUUUAUGAGAGAAAAGAAGAACCUUAUAAACACAAAAGUAGACUCUACAUGGUGUUGUGGGGAAUCAUAUUUUAUUGCUGUCAACAGACAGAAGUCUUCGUCCAAAUUUUGUUUGUCAUUAACCACAUGUUCAAUGAGAACAUUUUGAGUAUGGUAUAUCCACUCGUCGGAUUUGGUAUUAUCAUGUUGUGCAAACGCCCACAUCCUACUAAAGUGUUUUGGAACCUUGUAUCCCUAUUCUGUAUAACUCUCAUCUUUGUGAGAGUGUUUUUCAGUCUUCCUGGCUUUUGUAUUGAUACUAAAACUUUUGCAUCAGACUCAAAAGACUCUUCCACGUUCAAUGUAUUGAGAUAUCAAAUGAACACAACGUCUGUGUACUGUUCUGCAGGGGCUGAAAACAGUUACAACCACAUGUCUCCUAUUUACAUUAUUGGAGUAUAUCCGGUAAGCUCGUAUAUGGCAUCGUCAUUUGUGUGGGACAUUAUUUGUUUAUUUGCCAUUCUUCUACAUGUGAGUAUGAUGCGAUCCAAUGGGUAUUGGACACAACAAUAUCUACUCCGCCGCCAGUGGUCCAAUUUGAUCAUCGAAAAUUACAGGAGAAGUCUUGUCAAUAAAUUAAAGCCGAACUCAUUUGGAGAAAUAUUGUUUGUUGUUGAGACUAUGACGGAGAGAAAUGAACAGGACUUGGACUAUUUACCUUAUAAAAAACACGACUUGUUUAUUGUUGAGAACAUGCAAGUUGAUGGUUCACUUUAUGUGAAAAAAGGCGCCAAAAAAGGGUUGAUUCGUUGUGAAGAUGUUCAGAUAUAUACUCCAGAUAAGAAGAAGGAAGAAAAGAUAAAAACCAGGAAUGUGAAGCCACAGCAUAAAGACACGUAUGACGAAACAUAUUCAGUGGAAGAAGAGAUCACAGAAAAGGAUGAGUUUGACAUUAUGGCUGAUGCCAAUGCGAUGUUAUUUGUCGAAGCCGAGUUACAAAUAAAUAAAAAAAUUAAUAUGAAACAGAUCGACAGUUACUUGAUGAAACAAGAACGUUUCCUUCGCGAGGUCGACGAGAUCGAAUCACACAAAAGUAAAACAAAGAAGUGGCUCAAAAAUGUUGGGGUUGUAUUUAAAGGCUUCUUCGACUCUGUGGUGAACGAUAAAUUUAAGAGGGGGGAUGAUUAUUAUAUCCCAAUGUUACUUUCAGAGGUGUUGUGUUUCCUCUUUUUGGUCAUUUUCCAAGGAACGUUUACAAAUAUCGAUGGCAGUUUUGUUGAAUUCUUCACUGGCGAUUAUCUCCCGAUCAGUUAUGUGUUGGGGUUGUUCUUGCAAUUCUUAAUGAUCAUUACCGAUCGUAUUAUUUAUCUGUGUAAGUCGAUCACCGUCAAACUUGUCAUGCAAUACUUCUCAUUGUUGUUGUACCACAUAUUGAUAUUUAUUGUCUAUCCAUCACUCGUCGAUAAGAUGACUGGAAUUGCGACAGUGUCGUUAGUCAUAUUCUACAUCUUCAAGGUGAUUUAUUGGGUGUUUUCUGGUCUUCAAAUAAAAAGUGGGUAUUUGGUGUUGUCUUCAAAACGGAUUUUGAUGAAGAACUACUCCUACGUCUCUUCUCUGAUAUUUUCGACAUACUACACGUUACCUUUCGUCUAUGAAAUCCGAACAAUCCUCGACUGGACAUUUGCGAAGACUUCGAUGUUCUACAAGAUGUGGCUCAAGGUAGAGGACAUUCACGCAGAGUUAUACAUGAAUCAGUGCGACAGAGAAAUUGAGAGAGGGAAGAAUCAUGUAUAUGGGGAGUCACGUGGUGUCAUGGAAAAGUUGACAGGAGGGUGUAUAAUGGUUGUCAUCAUAUUUGCGAUUUUGUGGUUCCCUCUUUUGUUGAUGUCCAGCGCCGCGCCCAAUUUCAUACAACCGGCCCCGAGCAACUUAGAUUUGUCUAUGUCAUUUAUAGGAAGUAGCAAAUUCUUUGACCAAGAAAACACGGAGUUUCCCGAACUUACAGGACCUGAGUGGAAAAAAAUACAAGAGAAUGGAGCACACGUGGUCAAACAAGAUGCCUCUCAAUGGAUAUUUAAAACGGUUCUUUCACUUGAGUCGAUGUCUUUCUGGUCACUAACACCGUCGAAACAAGAAGCCUUAAAUGCAAGUUUUUGUGACAACAAAAGUGUGAGUAUAAAAACAGUACUAACAAUGAGUCGUGCGGAGAGUGCGGCGUUGAACACAUUUUCCCUCAUCGAGACGUACACGUUGAAUGACGAAGAAAUGAAAGUCAUGUGUGAUGUGUCGCAAUACAAAGAACCUCCAUCAACCUUUUAUCUUGAGUUCUUCCCACAAUUUGUGAGAAUGCCAACAUUGUCGGAGAGUACUUUACUUCGAUACGACCAAUCGAAUAUCUCAUUAACACCACAUUUAAUAAAAGAUAAGAACACUGGUCUGUCAUAUUGGAAAUUUGUGGCGCCGGAGAAUAGCGAAACUGCAGAGAUGUACAUUGCAUCACCUAACGUUCCAAAUCAAGGCGUAAUCUCGUCAUUAAGUUCUAUGGGGAUUAUCGGGCUUUAUACCGUCGUCGUCUUGACUUUGUAUAACCUUAUUAAGUCGGACUACGCAAACCAAGCUCACCAAAUCAUGUUCAAAAACCUCCCACAAUGUCAUGGACUUCUACAACUGUCAGACGAUAUCAUUAUCGCAAGACAGGAUG